Molecule: messenger RNA, 225 nt
Organism: Phytomonas sp. Hart1
Lineage: Eukaryota; Euglenozoa; Kinetoplastea; Trypanosomatida; Trypanosomatidae
Source: the annotation of a GenBank genome assembly
AUGUUUUAUUAUGCUAGACUUUCUGUGAGUUCCAUUUGUAUCAUAUCUUUUUUACAUUUGGUAUGCAGUAAGGUAUGUAUCUUAACGCGGAGUUAUUUUUAUUCCUUAGAUAUCGAAUGUACAAGGAAUCCGCUUCUUGGAGCAGGACCAAACCAUUCUAGGGGAAAAAAAAGAUGUGGCCCAAAGGACACCAUGGGUUAUAGUACCAAUAUAUUUGUUUACUAA